UUGUAUAAAUUUGCUUUUAGGAUUUCUAUCUAAAAUCUUUCCGAAUUUUCCCUUGCUUUGUCCAUUCAAGCUUGUUAAGAUGAAGAGAUAUUGCCAUAACUAUUAGGAACAGAGAGAACAGAAGAUUGAUUUAGGAGAAGACUUGAAAGAGCAGAUUGUCAUUUUUAUUAAAACAAAUACUAAAAAUUUCCCAAAAAACUUUAUUUUGGGUAUCUGUCGAAAGUACACCAUAAAUAAUGAGGAAAGCCAAUAAGCUACUAGAUAUUAAGUUUAAAAGUGAAGUUCUUUUAGAUUACACUCUAAGCAUAGAAGAAGGGACUUAUAGUUUGAGUAAUCAUAUCAUAAUGCCUGAAACACUUUCUUUUACCUCUCUAUCUAAGCUCUAAAAUAGUCUUCUUUGAGCAUAAAUUUUAGCUUAUGACAUUUCGAGCUACACAAAAUAAAGAGAUGUGUCAAUUGUCUAAUUUUAAACAGCCUAACUGCCUUGAUAAAAUUGAAGUA
Messenger RNA from Moneuplotes crassus, 501 nucleotides. The record is from the annotation of a GenBank genome assembly. Lineage: Eukaryota; Ciliophora; Spirotrichea; Euplotida; Euplotidae.